AUGUCUCAAAAAUUAUCACCGAACAAUUCAUCCAAGAAAUCAAAAAUAUCACCAAAGGAAUUAAAAUGUAGCGAAAGCAAUAUAACCAAGCACAAUAAAUUGGACACACACAUCACACCAAAAGGGUCUUUCAAUGAACUUAAUUUAAUCAUACACGAAGCAAAAAGUAUCUCUGAUGAAUACAGUGCAUUAUUGAAGAAAGAUGAAAUUGAUGUUAAAAAAAUGCUUAUAGCUAUGCUAGAAAUGAACAGAUCUAUGUUAGAAAUUGUGACAAAACUUACGUCUGCUGUCGAACACAAAAAUGAUCUAAUCACCACCACUUUUAGUGAUCAAUUAAAAGAUAACACCACAUUUAUCAUAAAAGAGAUGAAUUAUGUGAAAAGAGAAAUGGACAUGAUCAAAAAGAACGAUGAAAUUGAGUGCGUGAAAACAAUUCAAGCUUGCUCUCGAGACUUAAAAAAGGUAUGGAUAAGAUUUGCAUCUGCUAAGGAUGCUACAGAUAUGAGAAACGCAAACAGUCAUGCAGCAAUUCAAGGAAUAUUCACUCAUAUGAAUAUUAAACUGGAUAUGACUCAUUAUCCUUUAGAAACUUUCUUCUUCCAAAACAGACGAUUUUCACGAGAUCAAAUGAUUCCUGAAACAGCUUUAUGUUGUGUAUUUGCCAGUUCAGCGCUGGCAACAAUUGUUAAAAACAGCAUUAGAAAUUUCAACAAAUUUCUCAUCGAUAAAAAGCAAUUGAAUCUUAUAAAGUACACCACAAGCGCUGACUGGUCAUUUAAUAUUCGCCAAAUUCUGAAGCCAUGCAUAGAAAUGAAGAGAUUUGAAGUUGUCGAAGGUGUAUUGGUGACUAAUGAUGGAAUUAAAGUGUAUCAUAAAGAGAUUGUGCAUGAAAAACAAAAAUCCAAAUCAACUUUUGUAAAUUCCAUGAAUGAACUUGAUAUCCUGCGUAAAAUCCUGUUUGACUUCAAUUACACUGUACCAGCAAAGGAAGCCUACAACAAAGAAUAUUUUGGAAACAGUUUUGAAGAAAGAAAAGCAAUAAGAAAUAAUUACUUUGAAAAUCUGGGCGACGGAGGUGACGAAUAUGAAAUCAGUGAUGAAGAUUGUAUGGAUUUGUAG
Molecule: messenger RNA, 1119 nt
Organism: Chironomus riparius
Lineage: Eukaryota; Metazoa; Arthropoda; Insecta; Diptera; Chironomidae
Source: the annotation of a GenBank genome assembly